Messenger RNA from Naegleria lovaniensis, 1836 nucleotides. RefSeq lists its product as uncharacterized. The transcript has a single exon. Bases 1 to 1836 code for a protein of 611 amino acids. The record is from RefSeq and is a predicted model, not a curated record. NCBI's taxonomy places the organism in Eukaryota, Heterolobosea, Eutetramitea, Acrasida, Naegleriidae.
AUGACGACUUUCACCUCUUCAAAGAUCUUCAUUCCAACCAUGAUGAUCAUCUUGUUUCUAACCAAUUACAUCCACUCGGUCAACAUUCAAGUCGAUCUCACUCAACGAAGUGGUCGUGUGAUCAAUCCCGAUAUUUUCGGAGUCAACCAUGCAAGUGCCUCUCAUCUCUCCAGUGUUGCUUACACAGUCAACCGUAAAGGAGGUAAUUCUGAAACUCGUUACAAUUGGGAAAAGGGAAUUCACAACACUGCAAGAGAUUGGUACUACAUGAAUAUUGUUGACGACGUGUCCAAUGUCAAUGCACUUCCAGAAGGAACUGCCGCCACUCGUUUCAUUGAUGAAAGUAACACUUACAAAUCCAAAAUUAUGCUCACAUCCAGCAUGAUUGGUUUCACUCCCAAAGACACACGUCAAAAAUUAUGGUCGUUUUCAGUUUCUAAAUAUGGAGCUCAACAAGAGACAGAAUGCACACAAGGUGACUCUUCUUGGUGUCAACCCGAUGCUGGAAAUGGUGUGAAAACAGAUGGUUCUACAUUUAUUACUGGAAAUAAUCCUUUCGAUACUUCAAAAGUGAUUAAUGAAAGUUAUACCACCAAAUGGAUGAAUUUUUUACAACAACGAGGAACUCCAGUGAAAUUGUGGUCACUCGACAAUGAAAUGGAUUUAUGGCAUUCCACUCAUCGAGAUGUUCAUCCUCAAAAAGUGUCCUACGAUGAAAUUUGGAAUUUGACUCGAAUUUAUGCGUCGGCCAUUAAGCAACAAGAUUCGAGUGUGAAAAUUUUUGGAUAUUCUGCUUGGGGUUGGUGUUCGUAUUAUUUUUCACCUCUCGAUGGAUGUUCGAACGGUGCCGAUCGACAAGCACAUUCGAAUUUACCACUCGUUGCCUUUUAUUUGAAACAAUUGUGUGACUAUGAAAAAUUGCACUCGAAACGACUUGUGGAUUAUUUGGACAUUCAUUACUAUCCACAAGCCGAUGGAGUUUACAAUCCACAACAAACCUCAGAUAUAUUUUCUGCACUUCGAUUGCGUACGGUUCGAUCCUUGUAUGAUUUUUCAUAUCAAGAUGAAUCAUGGAUUUCACAAGCGGCUCCAACUGUAGACGAUCAAAAAGUUGCACUCAUUCCUCGAAUGAAAAAUUACAUUUCACAAUAUUGUCCUUGGGUGAAAUUGGCAAUUACUGAAUAUAAUUUUGGAGCCGAUGGAUUAUGGAGCUCGGCUUUGGCUCAACUUGAAAUUUUAAGUAUUUUUGGAAGAGAAGGAGUGGAUUUGGCAACGAGAUGGACAGUUCCAAAUGUUGGAAGUGUGACAGAGAGAGCUUUUAAAUUUUAUUUGAAUUUUGAUGGAAAGGGAUCAAAAGUUGGAGGAGAAUCUGUUCGUGCCUUGUCAGACGCCACUUUGGAAAUGGUUACUUCGUAUGCUUUUCAUGAAAAUUCGACUCGAAAUUUGUAUUUAAUUGUCGUGAAUAAGAUGACAUCGAGUCAAACGAUUAAUUUGAAUUUGAAAGGAAUGAAUUUUACAUCAACACGAACAUUGAUCAUGUACACGUUUUCACAAAGUCAAAGUCAAAUUGUGAAUGCAAGAAAUAUUACUGCGAAUGUGAAUGGACAAGCAUCUUUUAGCAUGGAAGCAUUGAGUGCUGAACUGAUUGUUGUGACAACUGACAGUACGGGUCCAUCUCCAAAACCAAAUAUUAGUCCUUCACCAAAACCAAGAGCAAGUUCCAAUAAUAACAACAGACAAGGUUCUACAAAAACCAAUCAUGCACCCUCCAAUGCCAAAAUAGGCUUGCUAGAGUGGUCAAUCCUUUUCAUCAUCUUGUUCCACUUGUUACUAUAA